Messenger RNA from Zymoseptoria tritici IPO323, 498 nucleotides. RefSeq lists its product as uncharacterized. NCBI's taxonomy places the organism in Eukaryota, Fungi, Ascomycota, Dothideomycetes, Mycosphaerellales, Mycosphaerellaceae. The record is from RefSeq and is a predicted model, not a curated record. The transcript has a single exon. The coding region runs from base 142 to 384 and encodes 80 amino acids.
UGCGGCGAGAUCAUGGAUGCAGUGCACGAGGAGGUCCCGGUGGACUACAUUUUGAAUUCUUUCCGGCACUAAGCACUUUGUUGAACGAGCUGAGCUUGUACGAGAUUGGAGUGGCAAUGACGCAGACGUGGCUAGCGAUCAAUGAGCAGAUGGCGAGCUAGCACUGUCCAGCAUGGACUUGCUGGCCAAGUGCAUUCCCAUUCGACACAGAGCUUCGUCGGGAAUCCCUGGCUACGGUUUGAAGCCAAAGAGGCUCCUCAGCUUUUGCGCCGCCUUGAAACAAGGGCGACGACAGCGACCACAAGGACUCCGCCUCGGGCAGGGAUGAGGAGGCGCAGGAUUUUCGUCCUCUUCAUAUGCGGAACAUUACCAUUCCUACAGUGACCACGAUUGCCACGCAGCAUACACAUAACGGCGCCACUAACUUUGGAGCAGAGGGAUGCGACCCUGAAAGUUUGCAUUUGGCAAUACUGGACAUCGUUUCGCUGUCACUUCUUU